Molecule: messenger RNA, 2918 nt
Organism: Photinus pyralis (common eastern firefly)
Lineage: Eukaryota; Metazoa; Arthropoda; Insecta; Coleoptera; Lampyridae
Gene: RapGAP1
Product: rap1 GTPase-activating protein 1
Biological process (GO): regulation of small GTPase mediated signal transduction; activation of GTPase activity
Cellular component (GO): cytoplasm
Molecular function (GO): GTPase activator activity
Source: RefSeq, a predicted model, not a curated record
CCGACGACACAGAGGCACAACGAUAAGGACAACAACAAAGAUGACAGACUAUCGAAUAAUAACAUUAAAAUCUCUCCCAUCGCGACCCCAUCGCAACAAACACCGCCGGCGUCCCCGCAGCAGGCGAUCGCAUCGAAGCGACUACUUCAAGACACUCUGGCCCGCUCCUCACCCUAUCCCAUGAUAGUUAUUCCCGAUAAGGGUUACUGGAUCGAUGGGACCGAUCACGAAUGCCAUUACGACCAUAGGGGCCAGCCCGUUAUACCUCACGGAACGUGGAGGGCGAAAAUUGAAACCGACGAUACGGCUAAAUGUUAUCGGAGAUUUUUUGUCGGAAGGGAGCACUCGAACCUAAUAGGCCAAGACGAAACGCUAGGACCUGUGUUAUUGUCAGUCAAAACGGAAAACGUAGCCAAUCAGGAACACACCAGGAUACUUCUCAGGCUAAAAACGGGGACGAUGCACGAGAUCGUGCCGACCUCGUGCCUGGGAUCGCAGCCGAAUCCGGCGCGAAUGGCCAAAAUCCUCAACGAACAACUAAAUAUCGACAACUUCACCCCGAUCCUCUGCCCGAAAGCCUCGCAAGCGAUCGCGAACUACGACGAGCACGUUCUAGUGACGAAUUUCAAGUUCGGCGUCCUCUACCAAAGAUUCGGGCAGACCACCGAGGAGGAGCUCUUCUGCAAUAACGAAACGAACGUCUACUUCGACGAGUUCCUCAACCUGCUCGGGCGGAGGAUACAGCUGAAGGAUCACAAGGGAUAUCGGGGCGGGCUCGACAUCCAGAACGGCCAUACGGGCGAUCAGGCGAUCUACGAGAUCUUCAAGGAGCGCGAGAUCAUGUUUCACGUCUCGACGCUCCUGCCGUACACCGAAAGCGAUCCGCAGCAGUUACAACGAAAGAGGCACAUAGGGAACGAUAUUGUCGCGAUUGUCUUUCAGGAGGCGAACACGCCGUUUUCGCCCGAUAUGAUCGCCUCGCAUUUUCUUCACGCGUUUAUCGUUGUGCAGGUUAUCGAGCCGAAUUCCCCUAACACGAGAUACAAAGUGAGCGUGACAGCACGAGACGACGUACCAUUCUUCGGGCCGACGCUACCAACGCCAGCCGUCUUCAGGCACGGUCCGGAAUUCAAGGAGUUUCUCCUAACGAAAUUGAUCAACGCCGAGAACGCGUGCUACAAGGCCGAGAAGUUCGCAAAGUUAGAACUGCGAACGCGCACCUCCCUCUUGCAGACUUUAACCGACGACCUUCGGGAGAAGACCACCGAAUUUCUCGGCGGUAGCGGAAGCCUCAUCCCGGGCACGCCGAAAAGCGACUCGGGCGCCGGCUCCAGGUUUAUCGACACCGUGAAGAAGGCGUGGAGCGCUCGCGUCAAAUCGAGCCAGAGCAUGGACAACAACCUUUCUACUUCUCACGUCCACGAGAAGCUCGCGAAGAAGUCCAGUCAGCCCACCAUAUCCGAGUCGACGCCGUCAAGCGGCCGCUCCCUGUCGAAAAGCUCGAUCGUCUCCAACGGCAAGAAGAGCGGCGGCUCGUCGACUGCCUCGUCGCCCGACUUGACCGCGCACGCGCACACGCGACCCGCCAUGUCCGAGGCUAGCGACGACUCCUCGCUAACGAGCGAGGACUUGGAGCACCUCGCCGGCGGCUACAUCGAUAGCGAUACCGGCUUGGAGAGUAUGUCCAGUGCGGAAACAGCGGCUAAGGCAUGUAGUGUGUGCCAGGAAAGGCCGAUGUGUAUCACAGGCAUUAAUAAUGAUUCCCUCAUACAGGAGGUUACACGACUGAAAUGUGAUAAGCUCGAUUUACUUAAACAGAACGUGAAUUGUCAGCGGGACAUCAAGAGAUUGCGAGAGAAAGAGAUUAACCUGCAGGGGGACUUGGCGAUCGCCACCAAAGAAAUUCUCCGGUUACGCGAGCUGUUGAAAGAUUACAGUCCGAAUGGUGAAGUUUCCACAAUUUAGUUGGUCGGUGUUACUUUUUGAUUCGUAUGAAUGUGUAUUUUAAUCCUUACAGGGUUCUGUUUUACUUUUACUCGUUUGAGAGUUACAAUUACUAAUUUAGCAAUGGGCAGUGCUCUUAUUUCGUUUUCAUUAAACUGUGCAAUUAUUCCAGUGUAAUUUUUUUUGUUGUUGUUAGCGCGAUUGAGUUUUCUAAUUGAAUUUCUUGAUAUAAUAUUCAAUUAUAGUAAAACUAAAUGAAGUAGCUAGAAAUCAAAAAUUGUUGUCAAUUAAUGUUCGCACCCAGUCUUUAAAUCACAUCACCCGCAGAUCGCACAGAUUGGUACAACUUUCUCUUCUUGCCAAGCCGCGAAAAGGUGGCACCGAUCUGUACAAACUCUUCUUGUUGUUGUUUCUCUACCUUAAGAAGCAAAUCUUUGUCCUUGAUAUUUAUUUAAGUUACAAACAAUUACCAACAAAAUGAUACCAAAGUUAACAUUCCCCAAAAAUUUAUGUGUUUUCAAAACUAAGUUAUUUACUAAAGUGUACAUAACAAAGUAUUUAUAGGUUUGUACGUUAACGUCUACUUCUCGAAGUAGACGAUAGUAUUAAAGAUUGUUGGAGGAGAAUGUGGAAGGCAAUUUUUGAACGAAUUUUUAUUUGAUCUGGUGAAGUUUUUGGUUGAAAAGUAUUAUUAAUUUUAUCGUCAUUUAAGUAUUUAAUUAACUGUACAUAAACUUCAAUGUGAUUUUUUAAUCCAUAUACGUUCUUCGUGUUGAGAAUUUCUUAAAUGGCCUUCGUAGUUGAUCUAAUGUAUAGUAUUCCUACACUUUAGUAAGUGUUUGUAAAUUAUAUACCUAUAUAUAGAAGAAAUAAAAGAUAUUUGUAUGUAUUCUCUCUCUACUGAAACAAAAGCUUUUGAUUACAUAUAAGUUUAUUAGUACCUAAUAUUUUUUUGUAAGUGUUCUUUUUGUAAU